AUGGCGCUAGCUUUAGGGUGCUUCUUGAUCCAAUUCACUUUCACUCAGUUCUUGAACUUGUGUACCAACAGGAAGAUCGUGCAAAAUGUGCUGCGCGCAAGAGAAUCGGGAAAAGGGGUUCUCACUGCUCCUUUCAGGUUACUCAAAUCAAAUCGCCUGGGAGUCAUAUUGACUUUUGCUAUCUACAAGAUAGAUCUCCCCUCAAAUGCAACAUCAAGUGAGAGGAUUCAAGCAACUGAUGGGUACCUUGGCGGAGUCUUCGAUAUUGAAUCAAAUGUGGAGAAGUUGCUUCAACAACUUGCAAGCAAACAAACCAUACUUGUGAAUGUGUAUGAUACCACCAACUUUUCGCACCCUAUCAGCAUGUAUGGCUUGAAUGUAUCAAAUGAUAAGUUACAACAUGUUAGCACACUUAACUUUGGUGAUCCGUUCAGAAAACAUGAGAUGCGUUGCAGAUUCAAACAAAAACCACCAUGGCCAUGGUUUGCGAUGAUGAUUUCAAUUGGUAUCCUCGUAAUUGCAUUGCUUCUUGGGCAUAUAAUCAACGCAACAGUGAAUCAAAUAGCCAAAGUUGAGGAUGAUUACCAUGAGAUGAUGGAGCUGAAGAAAUGAACAGAGG
Molecule: messenger RNA, 619 nt
Organism: Camellia sinensis
Lineage: Eukaryota; Viridiplantae; Streptophyta; Magnoliopsida; Ericales; Theaceae
Source: RefSeq, a predicted model, not a curated record